AUGGACAACACCGCUUUCAAAAAUCCCAACUUUUCCGACGAAGAAGAUGAAGAAGUUCCUGAUUCCUUUUCUUGUUGCGUUUGUUUGGAUCUAUUAUACAAGCCCAUUGUACUAUCUUGUGGUCACAUAUGCUGUUUCUGGUGUGUGUAUAAGUCGAUGAAUUGUUUGCGCGAGUCUCAGUGUCCUACAUGUAGGCAUCAAUACUAUCACUUCCCAACAGUCUGUCAAGCGCUUCAUUUUAUGCUUCUUAAGAUGUAUCCCGUUGCUUACAAUAGAAGGAUCAAUCAAACUCUUGAGGAAGAGAGGAAAUCAGGCUUCUAUUCACCUCAAUUUGAUCCAGACACAUGUGAGUCACAAGCUAAAUUUGGUCAUUCAUGUAGCCCUUCUUCCUCCUCAAUGAUAAAUCCGGUGCCCAACUCAUGUGUUGUGGAAACUUUUGAAUGUACAAAGCAACCAGAGUCCAUUGCCCAUGAAGCAGAGCCAGAAAUUACUGAGACUCCGGCUGAAGAAAAAACAGUGCCUCAUGAUAAGCUUGACAUACAACAUAAAAUAUCAGUUGCUGAUGUUAUGUGUACAAUGUGCAAGCAACUUCUUUUUCGUCCUGUAGUUCUGAACUGUGGUCACGUAUACUGUGAAACUUGUGUCUACAAGUUAGCUGAUGAUAUGCUUAGAUGUGGAGUUUGUCAAAGUCCACAUCCAAGAGGAUUUCCGAAAGUGUGUUUGGAGUUUAAUCACUUUUUGGAGGAGCAAUUUGCUGAAGAAUAUGCACGGAGAAGUGAUGCUACUGAACUAAAGGAUAUCAAAGUCAAACCUGAGACCCCUUCUUGUUCAUUGGAUAACGGUAACAAAGGAGAAAGUACAGAAUGGUGGUCUGAUCCUGACUUGAAAGUUCAUAUUGGAGUUGGUUGUGACUUUUGCGGGAUGUUUCCUAUCAUUGGAGAUAGAUAUAGAUGCACUGAUUGCAAGGAGAAAAUGGGUUUUGAUCUUUGUAAAGAUUGCUACGACACCCGCUCCAAACUUCCAGGCCGAUUUAAUCAACAACACACCUCAGAUCAUAAUUUCAAGCUUGUACAACCCAAUUAUAUUCGCAACAUAAUGCUGAGGCUGGUCACAGGACAGUUAGGCGACAGGUCUAUCGACGCUGAGUCUUUGAGUAACAUAGAUUUUACAGCCGAAGCCUCUGGCUUGUUUGACGAUGGUGAAGAUAACCAGAAUGACCCUGAAGCUACCAAUUGA
Vicia faba (fava bean) is the source of this 1236-nucleotide messenger RNA. NCBI's taxonomy places the organism in Eukaryota, Viridiplantae, Streptophyta, Magnoliopsida, Fabales, Fabaceae. The record is from the annotation of a GenBank genome assembly.